UGACUGUGGCACCCCCCGCCUCGUAAGCUCCCGGCCCUCGAGUCUCCGCCGCCCGCGGCUGCUCGCCGCCCGCAGCCAUGAGCGCGCUCGGCGCCGGUGCUGUCGCCUCGGGUCGUCUGGAUUAGAGCUGGCCUCUGCGAUCGUUCGCAACAUGGAGUCGCCCGCCGCGAGCCCUCCCGCCGGCUUGCCUCCGACCAAAGGAAAAUCCAAAAGGAAAAAGGAUUUACGGAUAUCCUGUGUGACCAAGCCACCUGUGUCCAAUCCCACACCACCCCGGAACCUAGACUCCCGGACUUUCAUCACCAUUGGAGACCGAAACUUUGAGGUGGAAGCUGAUGACUUGGUGACUAUCUCAGAGCUGGGCCGUGGAGCCUACGGGGUGGUGGAGAAAGUGAGACAUGCUCAGAGCGGCACUAUCAUGGCUGUAAAGCGCAUCCGGGCCACUGUGAACUCACAAGAGCAGAAGCGACUGCUUAUGGACCUAGACAUCAACAUGCGCACAGUUGACUGUUUCUACACUGUCACCUUCUAUGGUGCCCUCUUCAGAGAGGGAGAUGUGUGGAUCUGUAUGGAGCUCAUGGAUACAUCCCUGGACAAGUUCUACCGGAAAGUGCUGGAUAAGAACAUGACAAUUCCGGAGGACAUCCUGGGAGAGAUUGCUGUGUCUAUCGUGCGGGCCCUGGAGCACCUGCAUAGCAAGCUGUCUGUAAUCCACAGAGAUGUAAAGCCAUCCAAUGUCCUCAUCAACAAGGAGGGCCAUGUAAAGAUGUGCGACUUUGGCAUCAGUGGCUACCUGGUAGACUCAGUGGCAAAGACAAUGGAUGCUGGCUGCAAGCCCUACAUGGCUCCCGAGAGGAUCAACCCUGAGCUGAAUCAGAAGGGCUACAAUGUCAAGUCUGAUGUCUGGAGCCUCGGCAUCACCAUGAUCGAGAUGGCCAUCCUGAGGUUCCCUUAUGAGUCCUGGGGGACCCCGUUCCAGCAGCUGAAGCAGGUAGUGGAGGAGCCAUCUCCCCAGCUCCCAGCUGACCAGUUCUCCCCUGAGUUUGUGGACUUCACUAGCCAGUGCUUAAGGAAGAACCCUGCAGAACGUAUGAGCUACCUGGAGCUGAUGGAACACCCUUUCUUCACCUUGCACAAAACUAAGAAGACAGACAUCACUGCCUUUGUGAAGGAGAUCCUUGGAGAGGAUUCAUAGGGCCUGGUCUGGGACUCCACUGGUCUGCCAGCACCUCAAACGCCUUCUGCUGGGGCUGCUUGCCUACAGCCAUAAGCUACUGCCAUCCUGGCCCUGGGCAUUCCAGGAGGAAUUAAGGGAGUUGUUCCUGUCUGGCUCUGCAUCUAGCUGUCCCAAGUGCCAAAGAACCAGACCUUAGGGGGCUUCCAGUUAGACCCACAUGGGUGCCAUCAGUGCCUCUGCCCUUGCUGCUUCCAGGGUCCCAGGUCUCCACCUAAAGGGGAGGCCUGGGUACCCCUGCAGAUGCUGCUGCCCCAGGAGCAGGCAGCCAGUGCCUAUGUGGACAGGCCAUAGCCUGGUACUGUCCUGGAUGCCAUCCAAGUUGUAUAUAUAUUUUUAAUCUCAACUGAAUGGACUUUGUACACUGUGGCCUGGGGCAGGGGCAUUUCUGUCCUGCCUCAGGUGCUGAGGAUACACUAUGGGGAUAAGCCCCGUGAAUCCCCUAACACUUGUGGGAGAUGUAUUGAGCUGCCCAAGGCCUUCACCCAGCACUGGCCAAUGACCUCUAAGGGGCACACUGACCUGGCCCCUAGCCACCACCUCUAAGUGGCAUCUUUUUGCCUUUUUAAAAAUUUGUCUUUGUUGACUUUUGUUUUGUGGGUGUCGCUGUUUUUUUUUUUUUUCCUUCCUUGCAUGGUUUGGAGCUGAUCACUUCACCCUAGGUACCAGCAGGUUGCCAGCUACCCCUGUGCUCAGGCUGGGGUAUAUGGCACUGCUCAAGAUCUUUGCCCAAGGCCACCAAGGGAGCCAUACCAGUUCUCCAAGUAUGACUAUCUCACAGGAUCUACGGGUUUACUUUGGUGGUGUUUUUAAAAAGAGAAAAUAUAUUUUUGUGAAGAAAGGCCUAGCUAUCUUAGCCUUUCCCUGGGGUGCUGAACAGGCACUUGGUUGCUGUUUUAAUUAAAAAAACAAAACAUAA
Molecule: messenger RNA, 2153 nt
Organism: Nannospalax galili (Upper Galilee mountains blind mole rat)
Lineage: Eukaryota; Metazoa; Chordata; Mammalia; Rodentia; Spalacidae
Gene: Map2k3
Product: mitogen-activated protein kinase kinase 3
Exons: 12
Coding region: 152-1195 (347 amino acids)
Biological process (GO): MAPK cascade; protein phosphorylation
Molecular function (GO): ATP binding; MAP kinase kinase activity
Source: RefSeq, a predicted model, not a curated record